Molecule: messenger RNA, 4597 nt
Organism: Amoebophrya sp. A120
Lineage: Eukaryota; Dinophyceae; Syndiniales; Amoebophryaceae
Source: the annotation of a GenBank genome assembly
GUCGGGCCAAAGCUCAGGCAGAAAAACUGCGAGGAGGAGACGAACUAGAGGAACUCGUGAACGCAGUGCUGCAUUUUCUGCAAGACAGCAUGGAUGUGUACUCGGAGAGGAGCAGCGAGGCCACGUUCAUGCGGCUGCUGGAGGCGCUACCCGAAGACGUGCCCGAGUGGGAGCAUGACGUGUACGCCUCUGCAGCGUACUCGCAAUCAGUAGUCGAAAGAACGCUGGAAGGCUAUCAGCCUGGAAAAUGCCCCAGCCUCAGUGAGGAGUUUUUGCGAAACAAAGGUAGUUCGUCAAUGCGGUGAUGCGGACCCCUCCUCGUGCUACAGCAUGUUUUUAUUAGUACGUGUUGAAUUUUAAUUUUUGAGCGGGCGCUGCCAGUCUGUAUGACUAUGAAUGUGUAUGCGGGAUGGCGAGAACAAUCUGUGUUGCGUAGCUGCGCAGAUUCUCACCAGGAUUUUCCAUGUAAUGGCUGCUCGUUUUUGUGUAGCAGAAAAAAGACUCGCCGCCCUGUCGUGAAAAUAAUAUGCAAGCAAACUUGAAAAUGAAAUUAAUCACGCCAUGGUUGUGUAUGCAAAUACUUCGCAUGUUGAACUAGAAUUCUGCCUCUGGGGCAGCACUUUCAAAUCUGAUGAAGCCUGGGAACAGCCGGCGUCAUCAUCUUCGGGUUCUUCCAUGCUCUGCAUUGCAAAUAUGUCUGGGUCUGGAAGGAUGCAGCGUGUCAUGCGAGGUUCCAAUCACAAAAAGAUGAAGAUCGAUGCUUGUCUGUUGCAUGAACCGCAGAAGCUGCACACUUGUUACUAGGCAAAAGGCGGACUAUUUCUCAUGCGGGAUAGGCAUCAAGAAGGUCUCAUGAACUUAAAAUUAUCUGCGAUGCUUCUGCAUUCCAGACCAUGCGCGUGAUAGUACGCGAAUUGCAUGACAAACCUCGCAUUUUCCCAGAUCCAGACCCAGACAUGUUUAUUUGCAGUGGAUAUUACAGGCGGAAACGGAAUUCUAAGAAAAGUAGCGCCGCCAGCUCCUCUUCCAGUUCCUUUUUGUCCAGUAGUUCUUUUCUCGAACAGUUUCAAUUUCUGCAGAAAAUCUUCCAGCGCGAAACGAAAACCGGGCACGCCGUUUCGAAUCGGGAAGCCGCCACGGAGCGAGAAGAGGAGCACCAAGAGCAAGGACAAGAAACUCGCACUGUCGCAGCGGCGCUGCGGGGCACCGCCGCAGCACGGGCACGUGGUGCCAAAGGGGUGCCGUCUGCGAGGAACGGAGCUGAAAGGAACAAAAAGGGAACAGAAAGGAAAAGCAGGAAGGAGAACAGUAAGCGCACGGGGAAAAAGACAGAAAACCACAGAAAGGGAGCAAAAAGCAGUAACAAGGGGACAAAAAGCAGUAGCAAGGGGACAAAAAGCAUUAACAAGGGGACAAAAAGCAGCAAACGGACAACAAAAAAGACGACGCAGGGGGACCGCCCCAAGACAACCGGUCAGAAGGGCAGCGGCAGACGGAAGGGGAAGCGACUAGAGCUCUAUUCGUCCAUAUGCAAGGGAGGUGGGUGGACUCACAGAAUGCCAAUAGGCGUAAGGGCACAUUACUCAGUAUGUUGCGCAGCAGUUGCUCUGUGCUCUGGAAGCAUCGUGUAUAGUAUGCAAAAUACAAGUGCUUGCUUUUCGUGUAUAGUAUGCAAAAUACAAGGUCCGGAGUGAUUUUUGGAGCAGCUCCAAAAACCACUUCGGACCGCACGGAGUUGCUUUCUUUCGUUUUUUGGUCUGAUUUUUGCAUGACAUGACAGGACCGCGCGUCUCCUGAUAAGGUGACAUCUUUUCGAGUGUUGUCGAGCGCUCCGAGAGUCACUUGCUUGCCCUAGUGCAUACUCCGCCUUUUACAACCUGAACCCGCCACAGAAGCUUCCCGCCAUUAUUCUGUGCAAAGACUUGGUCGCCCCCGCUCCUGACGAGUUUUUACGCAAGCCCGCAUGCCGAAGUGAUGAAGCCCACAAUGUCAUUGUGUUUCAUGUGGGUUUCCAUGAGAGCUGUCUGUUAUAUGUAGUGAGGUCACGAACGUUCUAUCCUAGCUGUUUUUUUGACAGGCAGUGCGCAAAACGACCGGCAGUUUUCAAGCGGCCGAAAGUGUUUUUGCACAUAAAAAAUUUCCAGUUAUCAAGCGGCCGGGGCUUUGUUGUCAAACAAGCCCGAGCCAAUUGCAUCGAUUCCCGCUUGAUAAAACGACGCAGGGGCCGCGCCGGCAAAAGGGGCACCCUUCUGAGACGUUUACCGCCUUGGUUUCUGGCGGUUUCGGGCGCCCAAAAAGGGGCGCCCACAAAGCAGCACUCCGAAAAAGACAGCAAAUCCGCAUGGUAUGGGCCUCAUUUUGGCCCACAUUCGGGCCCCGCAAAAGACGCCACCAAGAUCUGCCAUUUCAGAGGCGGACUGAAGGCCAGAAGAUGCGACUUUUCAACAAAAAAAAACACAAAAAACCAAAGUCCGCCAAAAGGAAAAAGCCAAUCCGCAUGCUAUGGGCCCGAUUUGGGGCUCCCAAGGGGCCGACCCUUGCGGGGGCCCCUGCGGGGCCAUAGCAUGCGGGGAAGGUUUUUCGAUUCGAAAUCAAAUGGAGGCCAGUUCUGGACGGACAUUUUUAGCGACCGCCGUGCCGUCGUGCAUAACAUCACUCACGAUGACAUCGAUCGUGGGAAAUGAGUUACAGCUUGGACAGACGUUAGAAAAGAGGCUGGUGAUUUUAGUGUGAUUUUAUGCAGAGAGGGCGCGUUAGGUCUUUGAUUUUCCGAGCUCGUCGAUGUGUGCCUGCGCCAGGCGUGUGGUGAGUAUUUGCCUGAGCAGGCUAAGGAAUUGCGGCGGGCAUUGCAUGGCGUCGGCGAUGUUUUUCGGGUGGACUUCGAUAAAAAACACGUCGCAAAAAUAACGCGAGCAACACCAAAAUAGCAUGCUCCCAACACCACUGCGCUUUUCUCCUUUCGCUUAUGAAUUUGCUUCGUCGUUUUUGUGCGUGGAUGUUGCAAAAGGCCAGCCAAAAAAAAACACCGAGCGCCAUCGUGAAUGAUUUUAAACCGCACGCUACGGCGUCAUCUUAAAAAAACAGCUUUUUUGCGGCUCAAAAAAGUUGGCAAAAAGUUGCUGGCGACUUUACAACAAAAAAAGAUGCUUUGGCUCUCCAUUUUGGAGCCAAAAUAUCGGCCAUAGCAUGCAGGUUGCCGGCGCGCAACGCGUAAAGUCGCCGUAAAGUCACCCUAAAGUCACCGCUAAAGUCACCAACAUCCGGACGGCAAAAAUUCCAAACCCAAUCCGCAUGGAAAAUUGCCGACUUGGCCAGGUAGAAUUCGCGUCGAAAAAGUGCCAAUCCCGGUGGUAGUAGGGACAUCGGCAAGACUUAGCGGCGUCAGUUUUGGUCUCGUGUGUCGAAAAAAGCAGCGCAAAAAUUGGGAGCGCUCGCCGCAUUGGAAAUUGCGCAUUUUGCCUUCUGAAUUUUUAAAAAUUAUGCCUGGAAUGCCGAUGGUAUGGCGCUUGUUUUUUGGCCCUCCUUUGUCUCCUCUUGUUGGUAUCUUCUCCUUUGCUCUCAGGGACAAAAGUAGAGAAAUCUUCUGAAGGCAAUGAGGCGUCUUUUUUUCGGCGCCGUGCUUGAGAAUAAAGCCCUAAAAUCACUAUAAAAUCACCCAUCAAAAUUCUAACGGGUGUCCAAGCUCUAAGAAAUGAAGUCGUGUCUUUUUUUGGCGUGAAGACAAAAAAAGAAAAACCGCCAUGACCUCACUACCCCCGCGGGCGCGGCUAUUAUUGGUAGUGUAUUCGCGUUCGUUGACUUGGGGAGUUGGUCAUGCUCGAAUCAGGAUAAUGAUCAAGCCAAUGUGCUCAACAUUGAAUUUGAUGCAUCCUUGCUCGCUAAGUAAUCCUGAGAAACACGUCAGUUAAAUAAGCUGCACAUCCGAAAAACUCGCCAUGCGUAAAGUCAAAACGCUCUUGUUGACUUGCGUAGCAGCUGCGGGGCGGGUAACAAAGACGCUUUUGCGCCGGAUAGCUUCCGUGCUCUCCCUCUCGCCCGAAGAAUGGGAUGCCGACGCGCGUAACUCGCUGUACAGAUCCGAUCUGGACCAGAAAGUGGAUCAAGACGACAGCGGAUAUUUCGUAAACCAGGAAGAUCGGGAGGAGUAUAAGUGGUUCACGAGACGAAAGUGCAGCCUGUACCAAGGCCUGGACCUGGAAACGUUUCGCGGCUGCUACCCCGCGUUUGAGCGCCCGAUACUGAAUCUGGUUGAUGACCGCAUUGACGUGCGCAAUUGGCACAGUAAAGGCACCAAAGAAGACGCCAUGAAGGCGCCCUCCGACCUGGCGCAAGUUGGGGUGAAAGGCGUGCUAUCCACGCGGACGGUGCUCAAGAGCGACUACAAGGAAGACGGCAAGACGAUUUUCAAGGCGGGCGAAACGUACACCGUGUACUUGGGCGCGAAACUGGCGGAAGAGAGGCGCGAGAUCUUGGAGGAGAAGAACAAGAAAGACACAAACACCGCGAGGGACUCCGCUUUUAGGAAGGAAACGGACGAGCAAAGGGCGGCUAGGGUGAGACUGGAGGAAGAGGUAAGUGAGGAGCGCGACAGAAAAGA